UCGUGCCUACAGACGGACGGACAGACAGACAUCUUGAUAAAUCUAUAAGGCCAUCUUAAAAGGCCUAAAAAUGUCUGCAAAAAUCUAUGGCAUGGGAACGAAAUGUUGAACAGUUAAAAAAAUUUCAAACUCUGAGUGGAAAAUGAGAAUCGAUAAAAAAAUCUACAACGUCAAGAUAAAUCUGUCUCAAUCCUAACUUUGCCUAGAAUUGUUGAAGAUAUACAAAAUCAUGGAUGUCGAUGUUGGUACAGCAGGAUUUGCACUACUGGAAAAGUGGACUGGAAAAAAUGAGGCGUCGUUAAAACGGGAAAUGAUAUGCCGCUUACCUGUACCCCGCGACGGUCAAGAUGAUCCCAACAACCGGUCACUCAAUUCUUCUUUUUCCUCGGACCGUGAUGACAAAAUCGUGGCGCUUGACGGGAGUAGGAAAGAAAAUGAACAUCCACUUCUCAACUCCAUCGUAGGCUAUUCACACUUAUGAUGAGAUGACGAUAUCAAUUUUCAUGAUAAUUCCCAUUUUAUUCAGGUGUUGGAGAAAGUGUUUUCCUACCUGAUUGCCGAUGCUUACCCAGAAAAUGUAACGUCUGACUAUGACCCCAAAACUCAACGCUCUCUCAACAACAUGCGCUUCCUGCGACUAGUAUGUAGCACUUGGAAUGAGGAACUAAUCCGCAUCAUUCCAACUCCGUACAUUUGCCGAAGACCGGAAGAUGUAAAGGAUCUGUUACGAUUGGCCGUCGUGUCUCCCGUCCCCUUCAUUCGCCAUCUCUCGCUCAAGUACUCCGAACUUUGGAAAACUCCGCAAACCCUGACUCUCCUCUGGAACAUUCAAGAUUGCCUCAAAACGCUGGAGAUUGUCGCCACCGAGCUGGAAUAUUCUCCCUUCAUGUUGCUCCCAAAAUGCUGUCCCAGUCUGCAAAAGUUGAAAAUAUCGUGUACCGACGUCUACCCGGAGACUGACUGGGAGGAGGAACUGGAGCCCUUUUCUGACAUUUGGGCCAACCCGUUUCCCAGCCUCCGAGAGGUGAAAUUGCGUCACGGAUCCCUCACCAAAGCCGCAGUUAAAAUAAUAAUUGCGCUGUUGGAGAGGGCGAAGGGGGUGGAUGUCUUAGAAAUCCAAACCGACGCUGGAUUCGGACGGGAUAAUGGGAGCACCGAGUUGGGCGAAGAGUUGAUGCGUCGUCCAGACGUGUUUAGAAGAUUGGACAGUUUUUAUCUAGAAAAUGAAGACUGUAAUGGAUUUAUGGCCGGAGUUACCAGAAUUCUUCAUCCAGUAAGACCAGUGUUCUACGCUAAUUUGCAGUCGUUCUCGCUAAUCCAGAAAUCUGGAGCUGUAUUUCCGCCCAUGUCUGUUUCUCAAAUUGAGAAAACAUUGUCAAAGCUGAUUCAGGAGACUGCUCCAAUUCUUAAGAAUUUGACCAUCGUCAACUCUUCAGAAACGGAUUUAACUACUGGCACGACUGUUCCAAAACUCAUUCUGCCUGCGGUCAUGCCUUGCUUGGAGUUUCUCUGUCUCGGAAAUGUGGGACUGGACAUCACUUUUGGACCGUAUACAAAGCAACCCCCAAAAAUGUGGGGAUUUCCUCAGAUUUUUCCAAGUCUAAAGCACUUCGAAUUUUGGAUCCGGAUCUUUAAUGAUAUCUCCGAAGAGGACAAGGCGAUCUUAUUCCAAAUGUUGUUUCCUCAGACAGAUUCUCCACCAUCCACAAUUGAUAGCGUCCAAGUGACAGAAAAUCUUGUAAAUUAUCACACCUACACUAAACUCUUACCUGUCCACACCCACGUCCUGGAUGCCCUGUCAAAGUUUAAAAACUUACGAAGUCUCAUGCUUGAAAUGGACGGCGAAUUAUUGCCCAGCGCUAUCUCCUCAUUGAAAGAUUUGUGCAUCGAGCACUUCACUCUCGUUUACUACGAGACGCCCAAAGGAAUGCCAGGAUUUGAUGCAGCGGUCACCGGGAUCAAAUCUUCCAUCUGUGAACAGCUAGCCGCUGACUGUGUAGACAAUCAGGAUUACGUGGAUCCUGAUGACUAUCCAGAAAUAAAAAAGAAGAAUGCUUCGCUGGUUGAUUGGAAAUGUAGCCAGUCAUUCCAUACUUUAAUUUAUCUAUGGCCGAAACAUCAAUUUCCUUCAUUAUUGUUGUGCUAUUUAAUCUGAUUCAAUUUCCUUAGGCCUGUCACGAUUUAACGUAUCAUAUCGUCACGGGGGCGUGUUUGAUGCUAUCUUCCUCGUUUACUGUCUCGUCCACAUGGAAGAUUUGAAACAUUUGGAGUUGCGACAUUUCGACAUCAGGGAUAAUCUGCUCAUUCGCCUCAUCAAGAAACUGAAUUUGAAGACUUUGAUCUUUGGAAACUGCAAAGUGACCAAUCUCGAUCCACAUUUUCCCUUAUUGAACCACAAUUAUGGGAUUGAGGACGUCCUCGCCCAGUAUGAAAAGAAAGAGACGAAGGUCAGCUUUGUGGGUUACGAGGGUGCGUCAGACUCCGAUGCAGUUCCAUACUACGCCAAGCUCCUCAACCACUUUGACUACGAUUAUCAGAGCCUAUCGGACUAGGAAAUUAUAUCUUCGGAAUAUUUAUUAUUUUAAUACAAACUGUUUGUCAUAACUUGUCCCUUUUGAAACGAUUUUAUGCUGGCUUUGUGUGCGAAGGAAUAUUUUUAAACAGAAAAUCAAUAUUGUUAGUAUUGACUAAUAGUAAAUAAAUUGUUGAUUUAA
Messenger RNA from Folsomia candida, 2714 nucleotides. RefSeq lists its product as uncharacterized. The coding region runs from base 623 to 2155 and encodes 510 amino acids. Lineage: Eukaryota; Metazoa; Arthropoda; Collembola; Entomobryomorpha; Isotomidae. The record is from RefSeq and is a predicted model, not a curated record. The transcript has 2 exons.